Molecule: messenger RNA, 1732 nt
Organism: Labeo rohita (rohu)
Lineage: Eukaryota; Metazoa; Chordata; Actinopteri; Cypriniformes; Cyprinidae
Gene: prcc
Product: proline rich mitotic checkpoint control factor
Exons: 6
Coding region: 399-1595 (398 amino acids)
Cellular component (GO): nucleus
Source: RefSeq, a predicted model, not a curated record
UGUUGAGGAUAUACUUCACGAUGGUGGAAGAAAAAAUGUUUACGGUUCUGAAUGGUUAGAGAGGAACGAUUUAUGAUUAUUAACAGUUAGCACUUGUUUAUACUAGUAUAUUCACGUGUUCUUCGCGUUUUGCAAAGAAAAUCCUAAUUUAAAAUCUGAAUUUCCAAUGCAAGCACAGCUUCUACUGCAAGCGCUGAAUUAUCCGGAGGCGAAUUUGGUAUCGAUGUUGUGGUUUGAUAUUUAUACACAAUAUUUGUUCAUAUAACGUUAUACCUGUAAGUACAGUGGGAUAUGAGAUCAGUGCAGCUGCUUUGGUGAAAGUGAUGUAAAAGCAGCUCGUCAGCGAUUCUUGUGUGUGAUUCACUCUCGUAUGAACUGAACUGAAGUGGUCGGUGGCGAUGUCUCUGGUAGCGUACGACAGCAGCGACGACAGUGAUCGCGAUGACUCGCCGGGUUCGUCUGCUCGACCUGCGGGAAAGCUCGGCGGACUUUUCGCAUCUCUGCCAGCGCCGAAAAAGCCGGAGAUCCGAUCGAGCGCGGAUCAGACAUCAGCUCCUCAACCUAAAAGGAUGAUUAUGGAUCUGCCCAAACCUAAGAAACGCACAGAACCCGUUAAAAUCACCGUUCCUGAAAUAAAACCAGCAGAUUCUGAUUCUGAUGAUGACGAACCAGUCCGAAAGAAAUCAGCUCCUCAGGGAGGUGGUGGUCUGUCCUCUCUGCUGCCCCAGCCUAAGAAUCUGGUGGUGAAGGAGACCGAGCGGCCCCUGUUGCCACACACCCUAACCAAACGCCCCGGAUCAGAUAAGCCAAAAGCGACCCCAGCGAAGUCCCAGGGUCUUUCUGGAACCAGCCCGUCCCCAUCCGCCAUCAAAGCGGCUGCGAAAUCAGCAGCGAUGCAGCUAGCCAAACAAAUGGCUGCGGAUGAAGAGGGAAGUGAUGAUGAGCUUGCUCCAGAGAACUACUUUUCCCUUCCGGAAAGCUCAGCAGCACAGCCUGUGAUGCCUCAAAACCCCCAUUCUCAGCAGUAUGUUCCCUCUCUACACCCUCCACCCUCCAGUGUGGAAGACGCCCCGUUGGACUUUGUUUCUAAUGCAGACAGUUACAGUAAGUCAGUCGGAGCCAUGCAAGACUAUCAGACAGGAGAAUAUCAACAGCAGUACCAGGAGUAUCCCGAAAUUCCACUGCCAGAGACUUCUCCACAGGAUUACUAUGGUGAGGGAUAUUACCAAGGCCCGAACCCUGCGGCUGAUGAGCAAGAAGAUUCAGGGUCCUCAUCAAUGUUCAAUGAUGAAGCAUUUCGGCGACUGCAGGGCAAACAGAAUCGUGGAAGAGAGGAAAUCAAGUUCCUGGAAAUCAAAGGAGACGAUCAGCUGAGCGGCAAUAAGCAAUGGAUGACAAAGAACAUGACGGCAGAGGCAGAGCCGCGCAAGUCCUUCAGCAAGAAAAAAGGAGAUCAGCCGACAGGACAACAGAGACGCAAGCACCAAAUCACAUAUCUGAUUCAUCAGGCCAAGGAACGUGAGCUGGAACUCAAGAACAACUGGGCCGAAAACAAGUUGACUCGACGACAAACGCAAGCCAAGUACGGAUUCUAACAGACUGGAUAUCAAGAUAUUGCGCACACCACCUCUACCUAACGUUGAGCAGAUUUUGUCAGAGACUGCAGCCGAUGUAUAGAUUCAGCUUUUAGAGAUGUAAUACCAGUUUCGUAACGUUUCAGAAAGGAGUAAAG